CAUGAUUGUCUGUUUACAGUUUAUGCUCGUGCAUGUGCGAAGAAAUUUAAACUAAAAAUUGUAUCUACCCACUAGAAAAUGGAGAAUUUGUUGUCGAUUUUGAAACAUUCCCACAGUCAAACCGGCCGGCUGUACCAGCACCUAGCAAACGCGGAAUGGAAUAGUUUGCUUCAGUCCACCGAAUUUCAAGGAGUGCUAAAAACUAGCCCAAAAGAUCUUAAUCUUGGCGAUGAAGAUUUACUUCACCUGGCCGUUGGUUCGUUACUGAUUUUUGUUCAGCACAAUUUCCUUGGCCCACGUGUUGGGUCCUCGCAGCAAGAUGCAACGAUGCCGGAAACGAAGGACAUUCUAUUGCAGCUGCAAUCGGACGGCGAAGAGUUAAAUGUGAACGCCGGGCAUACGGAAUGUCUACUGGUGUGCAAAAAGGUGUUUGAUCAGCUCUCUGCAAGCAAAGAAUUGGCCGUGCGCCUUUGGUACCAACGAUAUUUACUCAUCCACCAGCGGUGUACGGACGACCUGACGCACAGUUUAUAUGAACGUUUCAACGAAAAUGUGGCCCUGCUUGAAGAAAGCCUAGAAAAUCUCGACCGUAUAGGCAGGAUAGAAGUUUACCUGGAGAUUUUUGUUGGAUACGUGCAAUUUAAGCGUAUCACUAAGUCCGAACAAUGGCUUAAGAAGCUGGAGGAACUGUCGAACGUGACGAUUUCGGUUGAAGGCAUGUUGGGUGUGCGUACCAAGUUUCAGAAGAAUCCACUACCGCAGCUAACCCUACGGUCGAAAGGUUUCACCGACCUGGGUCUGCCGGUUGCGUCCGAAACACACGCCACGGUAAAGCUACCAUCCAUCCUGAAGCUGGACGAUGACGUACGAUUGGAAAAGGUUACGUUUGUUAACGGAGCGGAUAACGACGACAUCCAACUGCCUGCCUUAAUACAAAACAUGGUGCUGGCAAAACUGUACUUUUUGUACGUUUCUCAACCAAAGGAACAAUUGGUUUUGGAGGAACUGCGUCCUUAUAUUACGUCGCUAGUUUACCAACAGUUUGGCCCUUGGAUGACACGUGUGGCCGCGUUGUAUUUAAACGCAACGACCGAGGCCACCCACAAACGGACCGUCGAUCGCUCGUUGCGCCAGAUCGAGGAACUUGUUCAUCAAUUUGACUCUUCGAGUGAAGUCGCAAUCACCGAUCGCGUCUCGAUGGCGUUCAGUUCCUGGAUGAUUCCCUGCUGGCAGAUGAAGGAAAAACUGGCCGACGUAAUGGUUAGUCUGGGCAUGAUAAAGGGUGCUCUCGACAUCUACCUGAGCGUGCAAAGUUGGGAAAAUGUGAUCGACUGCUACACGGUGCUCGAACUGCGACACCAGGCCGCAACGGUCAUUAGACAGCUGAUCGAAAAGAAUGGACCAUCCGUGCGGUUGUACUGCAUGCUCGGAGAUGCAACGGAUGAUGUCGAGUGCUACCGGCAAGCGUGGGAGCAUUCUGGUGAAACGAGUGCCCGCGCCCAGCGUCACUGGGGAAACUAUUACUUCGCACGCAAAGAAUACGCGACGGCGAUCGAGCACCUACGACGCUCGAUCGAAAUCAAUUGCUUGCAAGAACCGACACUACUGCGGCUCGGCUAUUCGGCACUGCAACUUGAACGCUGGGAGGAAGCGGCCUACGCAUACCGACUCUAUACUUCCUUCGAAAGUCACGGGUUCGAAUCGUGGAACAAUCUCGCCAAAGCAUACAUCAAGCUGGGGGAAAAGACACGAGCGCACAAGAUCCUGCAGGAGGCUCUCAAGUGCAACUUCAACAACUGGAUGGUGUGGGAGAACUAUCUGAUCGUGAGCGUGGACACGCGCAACUUUGAAGAUGCCCUCAAUGCGUACGAGCGUCUGAUGGAGCUGAAAGACAAGUACUACGACCGGCAGGUGCUGGACAUCGUAGUGCGCGCCAUCGUAACCGGGGAACUGGAUGCCGAUGGACAACCGUGUGGGCGAUUGAAGAAAAAAGCAAUCAAUCUACUUGGGCACGCGUGCGCUCAGCGUGCGAACGAUGGCUACCUUUUCGUACUGGCGGCGGAACUGGAGGAUGUCGAUCUGUUGCGUCGCUGUCAGAAGCUUCAAAACGCCUACCGUGGCUACACGCAAUCGAACAGCCAAUGGUCGAAGGCGGGCGAAAGUUGCCUCACGGUGGUUAACCUUUGUGUGGAGCUGUGCGAGUACAGUUUGAAGGCUUUUGUUGAAGGGAAGGAGGAUAAGGAUCGCUUUGUUGCCCUGCGAUCGCAGCUUUCGUCGGCACGGCUUGCCGGUCAAGGUUGUGUACGAUCGGCCAAGAACGAAGAUUGGCCUCAGUGUGCUGAACCGACGAAUAUGCUAGAGGAACUAGUACGUAAGAUUACUUCUGAAUUAACGGAAGCUAUCGGGAAAUAAACUAUUCCAUUGACAGGGACGUUAACAUUCGUGAUGGGUCGGUCUGGCAUUGGCAUCUUUUUGUAUGACGUUUCCGAAUAUAAUUUUAACAAUAUUGAAUAUAAAGAUCUACAUUGA
Molecule: messenger RNA, 2529 nt
Organism: Anopheles coustani
Lineage: Eukaryota; Metazoa; Arthropoda; Insecta; Diptera; Culicidae
Product: tetratricopeptide repeat protein 27
Exons: 3
Coding region: 79-2412 (777 amino acids)
Molecular function (GO): protein binding
Source: RefSeq, a predicted model, not a curated record